GAAUCUCAAUGAGCCAAUAGAAGAGUGCGUUUUUGGGAUGUCAACGCGUGUUCAGCAUAGUGCUUUGAGAUUUUAUAGUACUGGGAAGAGGUCAAACUUUUGAGCUGGAGCUAGGGGACGGGUUUUGCUGUGUGUGAGUCCAAGAUUCAGGGAACCGUCUAGAAAUGGCUGGCAAAGUCUUUGAAACACUUGGCAAGUUGGGUCUGGGCCUGGCUGUCGUUGGUGGAGUCAUGAAUUCAGCACUUUACAAUGUUGAUGCUGGACAUAGGGCAGUGAUAUUUGACCGGCUAAGUGGAGUUCAGGAUACAGUGAUUAAUGAAGGCACUCAUUUUCUUAUUCCAUGGAUUCAGAAACCAAUCAUCUUUGACUGUCGUUCACGCCCUCGUAAUGUUCCUGUUAUCACAGGAAGCAAAGAUUUACAGAAUGUGAAUAUUACACUGCGUAUCCUGUUCAGACCAAUAGCCAAUCAGCUUCCUAGAAUCUAUACCAGCCUUGGAGAAGAUUAUGAUGAGAAAGUGCUGCCAUCCAUCACCACGGAGAUCCUCAAAUCUGUUGUUUGGAAGUUUGUCACUUCUGACUUAAGUAGCAUGAAGAAGAUGGUGCAGAGAGCAGUAAACAGAGACUGACAGCAUGAAGCUGCCACCAUUGACCACCAGUUUGGCAUAUUGCUUGAGGAUGUGACACUAACACACCUUACAUUUGGGAAGGAGUUCACAGAAGCUGUAGAAGCUAAACAAGUAGCCCAGCAAGAAGCUGAAAGAGCCAGAUUUGUUGUGGAAAAGGCAGAACAACAGAAAAUGGCAACAGUCAUUACAGCAGAAGGAGAUGCCAAAGCUGCAGAGUUGGUCGCUUCAUCUUUGACCAUCGCUGGAGAUGGCCUUGUGGAGCUUCGAAAAUUGGAAGCAGCAGAAGACAUUGCAUACCAGCUGUCCCGUGCUCGUAAUGUCACAUACCUUCCUUCUGGACAGACAACUCUGCUGCAGCUGCCACAAUAAAUUUAUCCAUCUGUGUUUCGGUGAAAGAAAAAGACUGAAUCACAUUUUUGUAGGUUUAAACUGAAUUAUGUUUUCUUAAGCACUAAAGUUAAUUUAAUAUUUUUGUAACAAAAUAAAAUGCCACCUAUCCUUAGUGUUAAUCCCUCUGUGAUUUAAGCAUUUUGGGAGUAACUCUGCAAACAGUUUUAAUGUUGUUGCAACAGUUUUGGGGAUAGGUAGAAAAUAAAUUGAAAUUACAG
Messenger RNA from Protopterus annectens (West African lungfish), 1234 nucleotides. It is a transcript of the gene PHB1, whose product is annotated as prohibitin. NCBI's taxonomy places the organism in Eukaryota, Metazoa, Chordata, Ceratodontiformes, Protopteridae. Gene Ontology annotation, biological process: mitochondrion organization. The record is from RefSeq and is a predicted model, not a curated record. The transcript has 10 exons. Gene Ontology annotation, cellular component: mitochondrion; membrane.